This is a messenger RNA of Lasiosphaeria miniovina, 669 nucleotides long. RefSeq lists its product as uncharacterized. The transcript is spliced from 3 exons. The record is from RefSeq and is a predicted model, not a curated record. The coding region runs from base 1 to 669 and encodes 222 amino acids. NCBI's taxonomy places the organism in Eukaryota, Fungi, Ascomycota, Sordariomycetes, Sordariales, Lasiosphaeriaceae.
AUGGACAUACGACACCAACAGAUCGAUUGCCAGGGAACCCCGAGCGGGAAGUCCGGCGCGCCCGAAGCGCCGGCAGGGCAGUCUGCUCAACGGAGCUCUGCCCUCGAAGCCUGGUAUGCUUACGGCACCGGCAAGGCAGACUCAAGAGAGCUUUGUCUUUCCAAGUCCGGCACACUCAUAUGUCGCCGGCAGAGCAGGCUUACGGGAGCUCUGCCCUCAAAGCCCGGUGCUCACGGCACCGGGACGGCAGGCUCACAAGAACUCUGUCCUCCCUCGAAGUCCGGCAAGUUUGUGGCACUGGCAAGGCAGGCUCACGAGAGCUCUGUCUCCAAAGUCCGGCACUCACGGCACCGGUACGGCAGGGCAGAGUCCCUCACAGGUAAUGCCCGCCGAUGCGUGGUAGGCAGGAAGCCCUGCGGCACGCCGCAGGCAGUCAAUACCGGGAGCACACGGCACUGUCCCGCUCUCGGCGCCGUAGUGAACGGCACUCAGGUAGUCCUGCCACGCAAAAUCGUCGCAUGGUUGACUGACUUACACAAGCUCGUCGUGAAUGCCGUAUUCUAUGAUCUUACCGUUUCUGCCCAACAGGAGAAGGAGAAGGAGAAGAAGGAGAAGGAGAAGGAGGAGAAGGAGAAGGAGGAGAAGGAGGAGGAGAAGGAAAAGGAAUAG